Messenger RNA from Angiostrongylus costaricensis, 474 nucleotides. The record is from the annotation of a GenBank genome assembly. NCBI's taxonomy places the organism in Eukaryota, Metazoa, Nematoda, Chromadorea, Rhabditida, Metastrongylidae.
AUGUACAUAAAGAUUCUUCGUGGGUUGUACAAAAAUUUCACAACUAAGAUAUCGCCAUUCUACAACGAUAUUAACAUCGACGUUAAAAUAGGGGUUAGGCAAGGGGAUACUAUCUUGCCAAAAUUAUUUACCGCCACCCUCCAGAACGUCAUGCAAAAAUUGGAAUGGGAUAAUAUGGGAGUGAAAAUCGACGGACGGCAGUUACAUCAUCUUUGCUUUGCUGAUGACAUCGUCCUUAUAACACCAAACAUUAGGCAAGCGCAACUCAUGCUUGACGACUUUGAUAAAGCCUGUGGAAAGAUUGGUCUUCGACUAAAUCUCACAAAAACGAUGUUUAUAAAGUACGGAUUGAUUUCGUGUGCCCCAUUCACGCUCGACGUAACGAAUUUCUCUGGAUGCUUCAGUUACGUCUAUCUAGAUCGGAAAAUCAAUAUGAUGAACGACUUAGUUCCAGAGCUGAGCAGAAGAAAAUGA